Ostrinia furnacalis (Asian corn borer) is the source of this 4796-nucleotide messenger RNA. RefSeq lists its product as uncharacterized. The record is from RefSeq and is a predicted model, not a curated record. Lineage: Eukaryota; Metazoa; Arthropoda; Insecta; Lepidoptera; Crambidae. The transcript is spliced from 2 exons. Gene Ontology annotation, molecular function: nucleic acid binding. The coding region runs from base 105 to 4547 and encodes 1480 amino acids.
UGUCUAGUCAAGCGUUAGGGUGGUAACACACUGAGUAAAAUUAAUAUUUUUUAUUAAUUUCAUAUUUCGUUUUACACUUUUACAUUUAGUAUUUAUAAACUAAAAUGUCACUUUUAAGCAAACGUUCGACGCGAAAAACGUUAAGAAAAUCUAAAUCUAAAUCAAUCGAACAUGAAUAUUCUAUGCAAGAUUUACCGUCUUUGCGUCGAAAGCGAACAAUUUCUAUUAAACGAUUGAACAAAGCUUUGGAAGUUGGUCAAUUAGCGACAAGCGACCCUUCUCAGCGCGAUUUGUUCUUUUCUUAUCACCAAGAUAUUAAACAAAUAGCAGAAACAUUUGAAUACGCACACUUCAACAUAUUGGAACUUUUAGAUGAUACGGACGACCUGGAUUCUUGUAUACAGGAGCAAUUUGAUGACACUUAUUACAAAAUCGAAUCUAUUUACCGUACCUUAACUCGGAGCGAGGAUGCUGAAUUACAGCAAUCGAAAAGCGUCUCGUCAUCGUUCAAUAUUCGGUUGCCAAAAAUAACGCUUCCUACUUUUUCUGGUAACAUCAAACAAUGGCCAGAGUACUUUGAUACAUUUAAUGCUUUAAUUCAUAAUUCAUCUUCACUCACCGACACGGAAAGGUUUCACUAUUUGGUAUCAUCUCUUAGCGGCGACGCAUUGUCCAUAGUUAAAGCAUUCCCAUUAACUCACGAGCAUUAUAAUGAUGCGUACCAAGCCUUAUGCGGCAGGUAUAAAAAUAAACGCGAUCUUGCUUUUACUUGUUGGCGCGAAAUCCUUAAUAUUGAGUUUAAAUCUAAAGAUGCAAGGGAAUUUCGUAAAUCGCUUGAUAUAAUGGACGAAAACUUAAGUAUUUUGAAAACUAUUAACUUACCGGUUCAAAAUUGGAACUUUGUUUUGGUCUAUCAUUUAUUAUCAAAAUUAGAUACAACCAUGCGUCGUAGCUUUGAAGAAAAGUAUUGUGAUAUCGAGUUUCCAACGUAUGACCAGUUGAAACUAUUCUUGCAAUCUAAAUGUGAAGCUUUAAUACGUGAUACACAUUUUUUAGAGCCAUCGAAAUCGAAGCCUAUUCAAAAUUCAAUAAAACGCCCUAGUGUGUCGCACACCUUAGUGGCUGCGAACGAUAACCGGCCUGCAACUUCGAGUGAUAACGUAAAACCCAUUCAGAAGUGUUCAUAUUGCAAUGAUACACAUUCAAUCUCAUCGUGUUCUGAGUUUCGUAAAAAAUCUAUCGAUGAACGUAUGAAAAUAGCUGAAGAAAAGAAAUGGUGCUAUAAUUGCUUAAAGUCAUCUCAUCAAAUCAAGAAUUGUAAUUCUUUCUUUACUUGUCGAUUUUGUAAGCGUAAACAUCAUACUUUGCUUCACCGCGAUAAGUCCGAUGCGCCCAGUGUGUCAUCAUCUUUAUUCACAAGAUCGCAGUCGAAGCCUACUGUUCUACUAGCCACCGCUAUUGUGCAGGUGAAGGACGCUCACGGCGACUUGCAAUCUUUUCGUGCACUUUUUGACACGGGAAGCCAAAGUAACUUUAUAACGGAAUCGGCUGUUAAGCGUUUGCAAUUGGUACCUACUCAAACUUCAGUUAGUGUUAGCGGACUCGGAGAUGCUUGUGCACCUAUUAACGGUGACGUCACUUGUUGCGUAGGCACAAACAAUAAAAUUGUUUACACAUUGAACAUGCAUGUAAUUUCUAAAAUAUGUAGCGAUCAACCUAUAGCUCAAUUAAAUACAUCUCGAUGGUCGCACAUUAAAUCGAUUACUUUAGCGGAUCCUAGUUUCGAUAUUCCCGGACCGAUUGAUAUAUUGUUUGCUGCUGAUGUUUUUGCCGAAUCGCUGUUAGGACAGCAAAUCAAGGGAAGUCAAAAUCAACCUACGGCUUUUAAUUCGAUUUUCGGUUGGCUUCUCCUUGGUAAAACGUUUUUAAAUACUAGCACGGCAUUACUCACACAUACGUUAUCAUUCGGUAUCGAUCACGAGUUAAACUCGUUAGUGAAACGGUUUUGGGAACUAGAUAACGUACCUAAAGCAACUUCAUUGACACCGGAAGAACAGUUAUGCGAAAAUAAGUUUGUCACCGAGCACGAGCGUGACACUUCCGGUAGAUAUAUCGUUAAAUAUCCGUUCAAGGAUGAUUCUGAUCCUAUGUUUCAAGGUUCUCGCGAGGUGGCGUUACGACGGUUUCAUGCGAUUGAAAAAAGACUAUCUCGUGACAAUGAAUUAUACACUCAAUAUCGCGAAUUCAUGUCAGACUAUAUCGAGUCCAAUCACAUGUCACUAGUGCCACUCGAUCAAAUGGGCAGGGGUAAAUAUUACAUCCCACAUCACUGUGUCUUACGUCCUGACUCCACAACGACACGUCUUCGCGUUGUGUUCGAUGCGUCUGCAAAAGACUUAAACGCUCGUUCUUUUAAUGACACGCAAUUAAUCGGUCCAAAGUUACAACCCGACAUUUUUAAAAUUCUUUUAAACUUUCGACAACAUCAAAUCGUCGUCAUGGCUGAUGUUCGCCAAAUGUAUCGGCAGAUUUUAGUUUCGCCUGAUCACCGAGAGUAUCAACGUAUUCUCUGGAGACCGUCGCCCAGCGACGUGCUUCGAGAGUAUCGUUUGAAUACGGUCACUUACGGUGUCGCUUCAUCUCCUUAUCUCGCUUGCCGUACUUUGCGACAGCUUGCUGAUGAUGAAGGAGAUGCAUAUCCUCUGGCGAAACAAAUCAUUAAAUCGCACGUGUAUGUCGACGAUGUGGUUUGCGGAUUUGACAGCUUUGACGUUGCUCAAGAAGCAAAGACGCAACUUAUCAAACUUUUUAACUUGGGUCGUUUUGAAUUGCGGAAGUGGGUUAGCAACGAACCGCAGCUCUUGUCUGAUUUGCCCAUUGAACUACACCUACAAGGUUCAGUAUCUCUUGACCAAGCGGAACCCUCGCCGUUGAAGGUUCUCGGCCUUAAAUGGGACCCUUCAUCCGAUUCUUUUCUUUUCUCAGUAAAACCUGAAAUUAAACCGUGCACAAAACGUUCUAUUCUAAGCGAACUCGCUCGGAUUUUUGAUCCCCUCGGCUUUCUUUCACCAAUCACAAUCCAAGCUAAAUGCUUGAUCCAAAAACUUUGGAUUCUCGGUGUAGAUUGGGACGAAACGCCACCUAUCGAAGUCGUCCGUUCAUGGACUUCUUAUUCCGAUCAACUUCCGAAUCUUACUCGUCUUCGUAUACCACGCAAACUUACCUGUUCGAAUUCAAAAUCGUAUGAACUGCAUGGCUUCUGUGACAGUUCCGAGAUCGCUUAUGGCGCUGUCAUUUACUUACGCACAGUUGAUGAGACUGGUAACGUUAAAGUUUUUUUUGUUUGCUCUAAAGCUCGAGUAGUUCCUCUGAAACGUAUUCCAUUGCCUCGAUUGGAGCUUUGCGCUGCAGUUUUAUUAGCUGACCUAUACAAAUAUGUUCGUGACACUUACCUUUCUGACAUUCCCAUCAAUUCAGUUUUCUUGUGGUCAGAUGCUACGAUCGUUUUGUCCUGGCUUCGUUCCCAUUCUUCUCGAUGGACCACUUUUGUAGCAAAUCGUGUAAGUCACAUACAAGAAAUCGCACCUUCUGAAUGUUGGCACCACGUUUCUUCUGGAGACAAUCCAGCUGACAUCUGUUCUCGCGGACUUCUUCCUAAUGAAAUUUUAAAUAAUUCCUUAUGGUGGGCGGGACCGUGUUGGCUGUCACAGGAGAAAGAGUCGUGGCCUUCUCAUUCUCUUGCUUUAUCAAAGCAGGACGAGGAUCUUGUACAGGCUGAAUCUCGCAAGUCAGUGGCAUUAGUGACGGGAAAUGUAAAUGAAAGCGACAAUUUUAACGUUUUAACCGACUUGACGAACAGAUUUUCAUCUUUACAAAAACUUUUAAACGUUCUAUCGUAUGUUAAUCGAAACCAACUUGCAUCGUUAAUGCAAGAUGCUUCACAAGCGGAGAAGAUUGAGUUCAAAUUCAAUCCUCCCUCGGCUCCCCACUUCGGAGGUGUUUGGGAGAUACAAAUAAAAGCGGCUAAAAGUCAUUUAUAUCGGGUCGUUGGCGAUCAAGUCUUAACUUUUGAAGAGCUGACGACACUUUUCGUACAAAUCGAAGCCAUUUUAAAUUCGAGACCGUUGUGUCCCGUAAGUGCUGAUCCCAGCGAUCUGUCAGCAUUGACACCAGGUCAUUUCUUAACGUUAGAACCGUUAACAGCGGUCCCCGAUGAAGAUCUUUCUUCCAUUAACAUUAAUCGGCUUCAUCGGUGGCAGUUGUUGCAAUCUUUCCAUCAGAAUUUCUGGUCCAGAUGGAAACACGAAUACCUUAACUCUUUAACGCAACGCGCUAAAUGGACAAAAGAUUCAAAACCAUUAGCUGUAGGAUCGAUGGUCAUCAUUAAGGAUGACAAUCGAGCGCCGUUACACUGGACCCUCGGUAGGGUACAGCAGCUCAUUGCUGGAGCUGACGGAAUCGUUAGAAUCGCCAUGGUUAAAACUGCAACCAAUAACUUGAUUCAGCGUCCAUUGGUUAAGUUAUGCCCUCUGCCAAUCGAGGCCUAACUUAAUUUCAAUCUCGUAUCGUAUUCGUAUCAUAUCGUUUUUCGUAAACUUAGUUUUAGUUUUAUCAAUAGUUUAUCGUAUAUAUCGUUUAUCAGUCUUAGCGUUAGUUAUUAACCAGAAAAUACCAUAGAUAUUUUGGUGGGCGGGAUGUUCCGUCAUCGUAACUUUUCGUUUAAUUUUCAUAAUAAUCGCGGGUAUCGAUGUCUCUGCAUAAGUAUCAAUGUAGUGACAAAACGCAGUCAAACUAGG